UUAUAAAGGGUUCUCUGGCUUCUAUCUGGAGACCUCACUGUGAAGGGUCAAGAGUAGAAAUGAGAAAGCUGGAAAAUAAAGCUAUCAGUCGGUCAAGAUAAUGAUGGCUUGGAUCAUGGUAAGGACACCUAGAGAAAAAUGUAUGCAAGUGCAGGGAAGUCAGUAGAGAGCAUGGGGGAGGUUUGCUGUCACUAUCCUUUAAGAAUGGGACAAUGGGAGCUCUAAAGAGCAACUCCAAGUCUGUCAAGACUUGCAUCCCAAAAUAGGAGCAGGUUUGGUGAGUUAGGAUUUAGGGGUGUCCUGAGGGGGUCAGACAUGAGAACUUGAUUCUGGGAACUGAGAGUACUGUUUGUUCUGGAAAAUUAAUGAUGUGAUUUAGAGGAACAGCCCAAGGGCAGGGCACUUUCUCCUCGAAAGUGAGAAAAGAGCCAGGACCUUCCACAGGAAGCUGCUGAAGACAAGGCUUGCGGCAUGUUUGCUUUGUCUGUGUUGAUGAUAGUUUUUCUGUUCUGCCCGUAUUGGGGUUCCCUUCAUAAAAACGAAGAAGGUAUGACCAUAGCUGGCAUAGUCUUUGGUAAACCGUUCAUUUGUGACAUGAUUAGGAUUCAAGACCAGUCAGGGGUACAUAGAGAAAUAAUAUCUCAACAAAACAAAAUAAAACAAGACAUUUCUCUCUCACAAGAUUAUUGUAGGCGUCUUAUUCAGGGAAGGUUCUACUAUGGGCCAAGAGUAACUUCUGACAGAGAAGGGCCUAGUUGUAGAAAUUUUCUCCAGACCACAUUCACUAAAUAUUUCUUUCUGCAUCUGACAGAUCUUGGAACAUUGUGUUACAAAUGUAAGAAAUAUCAUCUUGGGUUAUGUUAUGAUAUGAUGAGAUCCUGUUCACUGAAGCAUAGGCAGUCCUGUGCUGCUGAGAACUUUUACAUACUCACACCAAAAGGGCAGAGCAUGUAUCAUUAUUCAAGACUGUCAUGUAUGACCAACUGUGAGGACAUCAACUUCCUGAGUUUUGAAAAGAGGACGGAGCUCAUCUGUUGUAAACACAGUAGCUACUGCAACCUCCCAAUGGGACUAUAGUUUUGAAUUUCCUAUGGAUUUGGGGUCAUUCUUCAACUAAAUUCCCACUCCCUUUCCCCUAAAGUCUGUGUUUUCUCUCCUAUCAGAACUAAUGGUAGAGAAUGAGAAAGCCAGUGAAUAGGGAAGCAGUCAUGGGACAAAUUGGUCUUCGAAACCUGGGUUGUUUCCAGGUUCUGGCUAUUACGAAUAAAGCUGCUACAAACAUGGUUGAGCAAAUGUC
This is a messenger RNA of Meriones unguiculatus (Mongolian gerbil), 1297 nucleotides long. RefSeq names its product prostate and testis expressed 2 (gene Pate2). The record is from RefSeq and is a predicted model, not a curated record. Bases 472 to 1077 code for a protein of 201 amino acids. Lineage: Eukaryota; Metazoa; Chordata; Mammalia; Rodentia; Muridae. The transcript has 4 exons.